Molecule: messenger RNA, 1611 nt
Organism: Magnolia sinica
Lineage: Eukaryota; Viridiplantae; Streptophyta; Magnoliopsida; Magnoliales; Magnoliaceae
Product: 3-ketoacyl-CoA synthase 5-like
Exons: 1
Coding region: 87-1577 (496 amino acids)
Biological process (GO): fatty acid biosynthetic process
Cellular component (GO): membrane
Molecular function (GO): acyltransferase activity, transferring groups other than amino-acyl groups
Source: RefSeq, a predicted model, not a curated record
UCCUUCUACACUCUCUCAGCUAGCCCACUCCCUCCCUCAGCCCAGCACUCCUUCCCUCUCUCCCUCUCAUCCCAACCGUCGAAAAGAUGCCUACUGCCUCGACAGAUGGCCCCAAGUUCAUCAAUCCUAAGUACGUUAAGAUCGCUUACCGAAACCUCGUCGAUCGCUUCCUCACCUUCAUCUCGAUCGCCAUCGUAAUCUCCGUCCUCUUAGAAGCCAUACGGCUGGGGCCUGAUGAGGUCAUGGCCCUUUGGCGAUCGGUCGAGUUCGACACCGUACCUGUGCUAGUAACCACGUUUGUAGCUGUGAUCAUGUCCACGGUCUACUUCAUGUCGCGCCCUAGGCCGAUAUGCCUCGUCGAUCAUGUAUGCUACAAGCCUCCGGAAUCGUGCCGCUUCCCUGCGGCUAAGUUCAUGAUGCAAUCACGCCAAAUCAGUAACUUCGACCCUAUCAGCGUCGACUUCCAGAUGAAGAUCCUAGAGCGGUCAGGCCUUGGGAACGAAACUAGCCUUCCUCCAGCCCUCCAUCAUGUCCCCCACAACCCCACCAUCCAAGCAUCGAGGGAGGAGGCAGAGCUUGUUAUCUUCUCCGUCAUUGAUUCGUUGCUUGAGAAGACAGGAGUCAAGCCCAAGGACAUCGACAUCCUCAUCGUCAAUUGCAGUCUCUUCUCGCCAACACCGUCCCUUUCAGCGAUGGUGGUGAACAAGUACAAGAUGCGUAGCAACAUCCAAAGCUACAACCUUGCUGGAAUGGGGUGCAGUGCAGGCCUUAUAUCGAUCGAUCUAGCCAAAGACCUCCUCCAUGCUCGCCCUAAUUCAUAUGCAUUGGUGAUCAGUACAGAGAUCAUCACUCAGUACUGGUACACUGGGAAUCAACGGUCGAUGUUGCUUGCCAAUUGCCUGUUUCGAAUGGGUGGAGCUUCGAUCCUCCUUUCGAACAAACGGGCCGAAGCCAAGCGAGCCAAAUACAGUUUAUGCCAUUUGGUUAGGACCCACAAAGGGGCAGACGACAGCUCCUACCACAGUGUAUAUGAGGAGGAAGAUAAGGAAGGGAAGAUUGGAAUAUCACUCUCCAAGGACCUGAUGACGAUUGCAGGUGCCGCUCUCCGGACCAACAUCACGACGUUGGGCCCACUCGUACUUCCCAUCUCGGAACAGCUUCUUUUCCUCUUCAGCCUCAUCGGUCGUAAGGUGAUCAACCCCAAGUGGAAGCCAUACAUUCCUGACUUCAAGCAAGCAUUCGAUCACUUCUGCAUUCAUGCAGGCGGACGUGGUGUGAUCGAGGAGCUUGGAAAGAACCUCCGGCUAUCACCAGAACACGUCGAGGCAUCUAAAAUGACUCUCCACUGUUUCGGAAACACUUCAUCAUCUUCUCCAUGGUAUGAAUUGGACUACAUCGAGGCGAAGGGGAGGAUGAAGAAGGGAGAUCGGGUGUGGCAGAUUGCACUUGGGAGCGGUUUCAAGUGUAACAGUGCAGUGUGGCGGUGCAAUCGGACCGUUAAAACUCCGACCGGAAGUGCGUGGGAUGGCUUCAUCGAUAAGUACCCAGUGCAUAUACCAGAUGUGCAUAAGGUGUAGAACACUUUGCACGUGUGCAUGCGUAUUACACACG